Molecule: messenger RNA, 1845 nt
Organism: Notodromas monacha
Lineage: Eukaryota; Metazoa; Arthropoda; Ostracoda; Podocopida; Cyprididae
Source: the annotation of a GenBank genome assembly
AUUUUUCGACUUCACAGGAAAAUUUUACGGAUAGGGAUUGUUCAUCAAAGUGAUUCUCGAUGAGCCAGAAAGUGACGGUUCUUUAUCCAGAUGGUCGUCGAACAACCAUCAACGUGACGCCGAAUACCAGCCUGUAUCAGGUUCUAGAAGAAGCAUGCAAGAAAAGAGAUUUUUCAGUGGAUGAUUAUUCGUUGAAGCAUUAUAAGACGAUCCUGAAUCCGAGUCUUACGGUCCGUUUCGCCAAUUUGCCGAACAAUGCUUUGCUCGAGCUUGUGGAAUCCGAAGCCAGUGAUACCAUUUCCGCAUCGAAAGUCACUAUUUGCUUGCAAGCAGAAGACGGGACGCGACAAACGUCGGAAUUUCAGUCGAGUGAAACCCUUUGGCACAUGCUGGAUAGCUUCAACUCGAAUGCCGGGAAGAGUAUUCUGAAAUUGCGAGGCGAUGUCGUUCCCGUGUGCGUGUACGCAAAUGCUGAAAUUGUUGGUGAGGAAGCUCUUCGAACGACUUCCUUGAGGAAGCUUGGCAUGAUCAAUGGUCGUCACAUGAUCAGACUUCUUCAUCGCCCACGAAUCGAAAUCGGUGUCCAAGCGCAUUCCUCUGUUCCUGUCGCGGAAGUGCCGAAGACUCAGAAGCCUUCAACUUCUCGAGAAACUUCCCCUCAGCGGUUGCAAGCGAAGAAGGAAGUACCCCAGAAAGCUGCUCCCAAACUUGGCUCGAGUGACAGUAAGCCUGUCGAAAAACAAAACACGCAAGUCAAAUCGGAGCGUUCCGAAAAGAAACCUCCGAAGUACGAGGUGAAACUUAACGUGAAAGAUUUUCGGGUUGGUGGGUCUUCAGCUGAAGCCCCUCGCGUGGAUGCUGGGAACUCGUCGAGGUCAUGGGAGGGAACUUCAGGGGUCACCUUGGGCGGAAAGACCGUCGCGGAUUCUCGUACACAUGUGGCGAAAGGAGACUCCGUUUUCUUGGAUGACGAAGGAACGCUGGCUUUCCACGCAGACUCAUCUGUGCAUGCGUUUCCUCGGCUCAAUGUCUCCGACGACUUUUUUCAGCAUACGGUUAACGAUGUGAAGUACCUGUACAGGGCACUAAAAUCCGAAAGAGAAGCAAUGGAAGAAGCUCCGUUGAUGACGGCAGAACAGAGGAAAGAACGAGAACGUCAACGCAAAUUAGCAGCCUGCGGAGGAGUUUGCAUCUUGCGCAUUCGUUUCCCUGACAAAAUCGUUCUGCAGAGUUUAUUUUCACCCGAGGAUAAUAUCGGUGCUGUGAAAGCGCGUGUUCGGAAAUUCCUACAAAAUCCGAACACUUCCUUCUUCUUAUAUGUCACUCCACCGCGACGUGUUUUGAGCGACCAGGAUACGUUGAUUUCAAGUGGCUGCUGCCCAACUUCAUUGCUCUUCUUCGGCACGGACGACACUGAGCAAGAUUCUUUUCUGAGUGAUAAGGUGAUGAAGAAUUUAUCGACGGCUACGGGCGCCAUUUCGUGGGCACAGCAAAACAGAAAGAUUGUCAACGCGGUCAUUCCUGCGUCAGAAAACCCGAAAGAAGCCUUGGCAGAUUAUCUUGGUGCUCAUGCUAUACCAGACCGAUCUGCAGGAAAAGGUCAGACGAAUGGCGCACCUGAAAAUCGCCGAGACCCUCCUGCAGACAAUGCACCUGUGCCGAAAUGGUUCAAAAUGAAAAGAUAGAAGUUGCAGAUUUUCGUGAACUUUGUCCUUGAAAAGCAUGAUACAAUUUUUUUCGAAGUUGAAUUUUCCCGGAAGCGAAAUGAAUAUUCAAAUCUAGAUUGGGUGCAUUGCACGGUCAUUUUUAUUCUGCGAAAUCGAAAUAAAUGUGAAAAAAGCAAGA